AUGCUGCACCGAGCUCGGGCGACGGACGAAGAUGACAGUGGUGUUGAGGUCUAUUGCCGGGAGGAGGAGGAGGAGGAGGAUAAAAGGAAACCCAAGGGGACCAGUCGAGUGGAGGCUCCAAGGCUGCAGGUUUCUAGUGGCUUCACUUGGGACGAGGGUUUCGAUGCCCUGGAGGUGCCUGGGCAGCACCAUCAGGAGGAGAGCUCGGACAGCGACGAGGAGGAAGAGGCACAGACCACGGGGAAGAAGCGGACGAAGAAGGAGAAGGAGCAGGAGAAGCAGCGGGUGGAGAAGGAGCUCUCCAAGAUGGAAGCUGCCCUGAUGGACCCCGGUCGGCAGCCGGUGCUGAGCAAUCCCAACAGCUCCAUCCUGUGGCUGCAGUACAUGGCCUUCCACCUCCAAGCCACGGAGAUCGAGAAGGCCAGGGCCGUGGCGGAAAGGGCGCUCAAAACCAUCUCCUUCAGGGAGGAGCAGGAGAAGCUGAACGUGUGGGUGGCUCUGCUCAACCGAGAGCGGGCUGUGCAAUAUAACGAGCCUCUGAAAGUCUUCCAGCACCUGGCCGACAUCUAUGCCAACUCUGAGAAGUACCAGCAAGCGGAUGACUUGUACAACCGGAUGCUGAAACGUUUCCGCCAGGAGAAAUCCGUGUGGCUGAGAUACGCCACCUUCCUCCUGAAACGGGGCCAGACCGAGGCCACGCACAGGCUUCUGGAUCGCGCCCUGAGGGGCCUGCCAGCGAAGGAACAUGUGGAUGUGAUCUCCAAGUUUGCCCAGCUGGAGUUCCACUUUGGGGACCCGGAACAUGCCAAGGCCGUUUUUGAGAGCACGCUCAGCAGCUACCCCAAACGCACGGACAUCUGGUCCAUCUACAUAGACAUGAUGAUCAAACACGGCAGCCAGAAGGAAGUCCGGGACAUUUUUGAGCGGGUCAUUCACCUGAGCCUGGCAGCCAAGAGGAUGAAGUUUUUCUUCAAACGCUACCUGGAUUACGAGAAGAAAUACGGCACGUCAGAAACCAUCCAGGCUGUGAAAGUAGCAGCGCUGGAGUACGUCGAGUCCAAGAGCUCUCUUGUGGAGAGCUAACUUCCAAAGCAGAGACUCCAGUCCCGGGGCCGGCUCUCUGUGUGUAGUGCACAGGAGAAGUCCACCUGUGUUGGUAAUCGUUGCCUUUCCUGAGAGAACUAGCAGCCAGCUGGAUUGUGCAGGACCAGACUAAGGUGGAAAGAACAAAGUGUAUGAAGCAAACAUUUAGAGGAGCUUUCCAUCUUUCCCCGCUGUGCAACAGACUUUUAACAUGUGGAUGAUUUUGGAUCUGGUGAUUUAAAUGCUGAUUAUUUUUUAUAACUGGUAGAAACAGCUACCCUCCAACCUGCUUUCCGGUCGAAAUGGGGCAGUUAGUGACUCCCCAUCAUUAAAUGCAAUGAUACAGCA
This is a messenger RNA of Pelodiscus sinensis (Chinese soft-shelled turtle), 1431 nucleotides long. Lineage: Eukaryota; Metazoa; Chordata; Testudines; Trionychidae. The record is from RefSeq and is a predicted model, not a curated record.